AUGAAAUCAAUAGUAAUUAAAUUACUAUUGUUAUCUAUUAUAUGCAACUGUUUGGAAGCUGCAGUACAAUGGCCAACUAAUGGUCAUUUUUACGAUGUUCUAAAGCCAAGCAGUCGUCCCUCACAAUUCACCGACGCCUUGACUUGGGCAGCUUCACAAAAACCAGCAGGUAUUCCAGCUGGAUACGUCGCAUAUGUCGGAAAUAUCAACACUGCCGAAGAGUUGGCAUUCAUUCUUUCUAAAAUACCGGCAGCCACAUCAAACACAUUCUACGUUUCAUCGGUGCGUGGCGACACAAUGAACGCCUGGAAAAUUCUGGCCGGUCCAGAAACAGGACAAAUCCACUACGAUACAAUCAGUUUGAAGUGUUUGUUGUAUUGUAACUGGGCAUUUGGAGAGCCCGACAAUCUCCAAGCCAACAACAUCUACUAUGAUCCUACAGCAAAGGCAUUCUUAAACGGUUUAUACUCGGAUGCCGGCACUCUCUAUUUCCUUAUUGAAUGGGGACCUGCCAACGAACCAUUUAUACCACCUGUGCCAACUAGCGGUGCAACAGUAACUGUCACCACCAAUGGAUGUAAUACAGCCAAAACCAAUAUUACAUUUACACCAUCGGGCGGACAAGCCACUCAACUCACAGUACUCACCACCACAACCAACACUGUUCAAUUCAAAAUUCCACCCGGUGGAAAUAUCAGUAGUUUUGCAAUUACCGAUGGUAGUGCUGCAUGUACAUUUUCCAACCCAAUUUAUAAAUAUUUAACACCAGCAAUUGAAUUGGUUUAUCCUUCAUUGAUUACUGGUACACAAAUUACUAUUACUGGUCAAAGUUUUGGAAGUGUUGCAAGUGAUAUCAAUAUUAAACUUGGUUUUUCAUCGGUUUCAUGUACUUCACCAGUACUAAUUACACCACAUACACAAUUGUCAUGUAAUCUUCCAUUCACACCAACCACCAGUACAACCAUCUUCCCUCUUUCCAUUCAAAUUGGUUCAUCCAAUCCAUUUUAUUCUCUAUCUUUUCCAAUCUAUGAUAAAUAUAAUAUGAGAGCAAUUGCUUUCAAUCCAAGUCAAAAUAGUUAUGAUCAAGGUACUUGGUUCAUUCAAGGUACACCUGGAUAUGCCAUACAAGGAUAUACAAACUAUGGUGGAAUUCCAAGUUCUCCAGACCAAAUCUCAAUGAGCACUCUUGUUUUCCCAUUUGCUUCGGUCGGUUAUGACUUCCACGUCUCGAUCGUUGGUACUUCCAACUCUUGUAAUAUGAAGAAUUUCGGUGGUCCAUUCGAUGGAACACCCGUAAUCAAUGCUCUCAAAAAGUGUGAUGCCACCAAGUUGGUCGCCUGUCCAAAUGGAUUCGCAGGUGGUGUUGGACCAGAGACAACCUCUUACUUCCAAUAUCGUGAUUCCAUCUACGGUCAAAACAAUGCCAACGACGACGGACAACACGGUAAUAUCAUUAUGUUUGGUAUCACACCAAAGAUGUCGGACAGCGGUAACAAGUAUUUCAAUACAUCCGGUGGUUUCUAUAAUGUUACUUUUGCCGGUGGUGUUGGUUUCGCUUUCACCAAACGUACUCUUCUCAUCAAUGGAGUAUCGAUUCCACAAGCCAAUCUGCAACCAUUCUUCGAUAAGAGUGUCAUCCAAGUAAAUGUUCCAGCUGGAACAGGUGGACCAAAAUCAUCAGUGUUUGGUUUCGAGUCGGCUUACAAUUUAGCUGGUCCAGGCUUUGGUUACUAUGCACCAUGGAUUAGUUCAACAAGUAAUCCAUCUACUCUUGGAGAUGCGCUAGUGAUUAACGGUGUCAAUUUCGGUAAUAACAAAGCUGUUGUUACUGUCACCAUCGAUACCAAUAUCAAUUGUCCAGUCACCUCGAUUAGCAUUCCACACAACCAAAUCACCUGUACAAUUCCAGCUGGUGUUGGAACCCAUUCAAUUACUGUCAACGUCGAUGGACAAGUUCAAACCAACACAUACUCAGUGGUCUAUGCAGCACCAGCCAUUACCUCUAUCACUCAAAACGGUGUUCAACUCUCAGUUUCUGGUACCAAUUUUGGAUCAACACAAAGUGCGAUUUCUGUGAAUCUUCCAUCUCCAACAACAGUAUCUCUAGGUGGUAUUUUGGGAUCUACUUACACUGUUGUUGUUACUCUUCCAAUCAUUGUUAAAAAUGGUUUAAUCACUAUCACUGUUGCUGGUCAAACUUCAGUUGGAUACCCAUGGAAUUACGUUCCAAUCAUCACUGGAAUUUCACCAAAUGUUGUAAAUUCAGUUGGAGGUGAUGUGGUUGUUAUUACCGGACAAUUCUUGAAUGCCAAUCGCCAAGAUAACUCUGCUGUAAAUGCAACCAUUCAACUGGGAGGAAAAGAAUGUGGUUCACCUUACUUCUCUUCGAAUUCGACCAAUACCAUGGUACAAUGUAACUCACCAAAAGGAACUGGAAAGAAUCUACCAGUCCAAGUCACCAUCGACGAUAAACCAUCAAACAUUCUCAACUCUUUCUCUUACCUUCCUCCAGUAGUUACAGCAUUCACUCAAGUUGGAACCGUUGCUACCAUUGCCGGCCAGAAUUUCGGUGAGGAUUUCUCAGUUGUUUCAGUAACCUACAAUGGUGUCAACACAGUUCCAGCAACCUCUAUCAAUCUCCUCAGAAAUUCAGUUGUUGCAUCAAUUCCAUACGACACCACCAACGGUAUCAUCACAGUGACAGUCAACGGACAGACAUCUGAUAGUUUCAAUAUCGCCAUUGCUCCAAUGAUCACAGGUGUUUCUGAUGUUCCAACUGCAGGUGGUAACAUUGUACUCACAGGUUACUAUUUCAAUCCAACCGACUACAAAAGUAAUCCACUUUCACUCAGUGUCACAUUCGAUGGUCAACCAUGUACCAAUCCCGUGAUCACAACACCCAAUUUCCAAUUGAAAUGUAAUGCUCCAGCUGGUACCGGUGCUAAUCUCACAGUUGAAGUUUCCAUUCAAGGUGCCGUCGCCGAUUUCCUCGUCAGUUAUCUUCCACCACAAAUCGUAACUGUUUCCAACUCACCAAAUUCAUUCACAAUCAGUGGAACCCAAUUUGGAUCGGAUAGUUCACUUAUCCAAGUUGUCUACACAGCUGAUAAUGGUUCGGUAAUCAUUUUAUCCGAUUCCGUUUACACCAACAACUCUGUACAAUCGAUUAUUUCCAAUUCCAUCCCAGAGAAUGCGAUCAACGGUCCAAUUUCAGUUAUCGUAAAUAGACAAUCAUCGAACCAAUUGCCAUAUACUCUUGUCCCAAUUAUCAGCUCUGCCAGCAAUCCACCAACAAUGGGUGGUCAAAUCACAAUCACAGGUUCACAUUUAACUUCCUACAGAUCCGAUGGUACCAAUACAACCUUAUCAGUUCAAGUCAAUGGUUUUGUUUGUAUGUACCCAGAAGUCCAAUCGUUCGAAUCGAUGGUUUGCAAUGUUUCCUACGGUACCGGUAUAAAGAAUUCAUUGGUAGUUUCAAUCGAUAAUUCACCAUCCAAUACAAUCCUAUUGGCAUAUAUGGCACCCUCCAUUUCAUCUUUUGAGCAAGAGGAUCUCUCCAUUAAAGUGAGUGGACAAAACUUUGGUAUGAAUACAGUAAUUACCUCUAUUACAUUUGACAGUGCAUCCGGUCCAAUUUCAUCGGUCAACCAAAAUGUUUUGAUGGGACCAAUACCAACACAAUCAAGAAGUGGUCAAUUCAAAGUUACUGUAGAUGGUCAAGAUUCCAAUUUGCUGGAUAUCAACAUUAAGCCAGUGCUUCAAUCGAUCUCAUCUACUGGUACCUCUGGUGGUGAAAUCACAAUCGUUGGAUAUUUCUUGAAUUUCUACAGACAAAAUGUCAGCAGCACCAACCUCACUGUCGACUUCCUCACUUCUCCACCAUCUUCAUGUACCAAUCCACAGUCUAUUUUUGUUGAUAACACAUACACAGCCUUGACUUGUCAAGCUCCAGCUGGAUCAGGUUUCAAUAUUCCAGUGAGAGUAACUAUCGAUGGAAAGUCAGAUACCAUUCCUUUCAGUUAUGGUGCACCAACUUUGACUUCAGUCAAAGUUAGUAAGAGUAAUUUAGUUGUUGUAACUGGUACCAAUUUCGGAAAUGAUGCAUCGAGUGUACAAGUUACAUUGUCAGGCGAGGUAAUUGAACAAUUCACAUUAACCGACGACACUCACUUGCAAUUCAUUGCUCCAACUGAUGCAGUCAAUGGUAUGGUUACUGUCAGUGUACAGUCUAGAACCUCAAACGGUAUCCAAGCCAACCUCUAUCCAAUCCUCAGCGGUGUAUCUAUGUCCGAAACCCAAGGUAGUUUGGUAGUGUUGACCGGUUCCUAUUUGAAUCAAUUCUCCUACGGUGGAUAUCCAAAUCUUGUUGAAAUUCUCGUUGAUAAUCAAAAUUGUACAGACCUCGUCUGGUUGAAUAGUAGCUCUCAGGUAACUUGUUUGGCUCCACCAGGCACUGGUAUUGCCCACAAUAUUGGUAUUACAAUCGAAGGUCUCCCAGCCAACUCUUUGCCAUUCAAAUAUUAUCCACCUGCAAUUCAAUCGAUCACUCAAGAUGGUAACACUCUAACUAUCGACGGUGAGAAUUUCGGAAACUAUCAACCAAAGGUUUCCAUUUCCAAUAAUUAUCAAAUUCAAUCUGUCAAUCAUACUCAAGUAGUUGUUACUCUACCAACCGAUGCUCUUAACAACCAAUUUACCAUUACUGUAGACGGCCAGAUUUCCAACCCAUUCCUCCUUGAGAUUGCCCCGCUCAUCACUUCAACAACAUCUACAUCUCCAUAUGGUGGAGCUGUUACAAUUACUGGUAGCUACCUCAAUGAAAAAGAUUCCAAUGGAAAUGAAAAUACUGUAACCAUCAGCAUUGGUGGACUUCCAUGUUCAUUGAAUAAGACUAUUGUUGUUGGCAAGCAAUUCCUUUGCACAAUUGGAGAGUCAUCUCUUUUGAAUGCUCAAGUAUUGGUUUCCAUCGGAUCCAAGAAUGGUACUGGAAUUUACACAUCUGUAUCACCAUCUAUCACUUCUUCAAGCCAAUUGUUCUACAUGAUUCCAGGAAAUGUUACUAUUACCGGUCAGGAAUUUAUCAACCCUCUCGUUGUCUACAUUGGAAAUGACACUUGUUCUUCUCCAGAUUUAGUUUCACCAACUACUGUUGUUUGUAAAUUCAACUCCACACAAGUAUUAGCUCUAAAUGAACAAGCAAAUAUAACCAUUCAAUCUGGAUUGCUCAAUGGAUUCAACUCUGUAUUCUCAUACUACAUUGAGGAUUGCGAGAAGAAUUGUUCAAACAAUGGUCUAUGUUAUUCUGGAUUCUGUCAAUGUAAUAGCGGAUUCUCGGGAUCUUUGUGUGAUAUCAAAUACGAUGCCCAAGUUCUACCAACUCUUAGCUCAUACACCUCAACAUUCAAAGCAUCGAAUAUUUCAUUCACUGUUGAAAUUGCUGGUAUCCGUGAGGUCACAUCGGCAAUGGAAUCAGUCAAAUUUGUUGGAAUGGAUACACUCAACUGGACUCUAGGUAAUUCUAACCAAAAUCCUCAAAAGAUGGAGAGCAUCUACAUUGGAAACAGUAGUGAGAAUAUCAGUUUGCAGUUGACAACCACUCAAUGGUUGCAGAAUUCUCUCUCUCACUUUGUCGGACAAGUUUUGCCAAGUCCCUCCAAUUCUGUUAAACAUUCAAUAGUUAUCAAUAGUUGGCCAUUUGCCUCACAAAUGAAUUCACUUCAAUUGGUAUACAAAGUUUCCUACAUUUCCGAUAUCUUUGAAUGCAAGAAUGUGACAGCCAACACUGGAAUCUACUAUAAUCUCCUCACCAACCAAAUGAGUUCAUUUACAUUGGACACUCCAUACGCUGUUCUAACCGGAACAUUCUCCAAUCGUGUCAACAGAGAUUCCAUUGGAAAUCUUAUGGCAAUUCAAUCAUCGAACCAAACAACAACAGAGAUUCCAGUAGGAAACAAUACCAUUUUGGUUUCCCUCAAUAUUCCAUCAUUUGAAACAUCAGUUGCAAUCGAUCCCAUCUUUGUAUCAUAUUCCAAGAUUACCACUGACUCUAAUAUUUGCAACACCGACAAUGGUGGUGGUUCAAAAUCAAACAAAUGGCUCAUUCCAGUCAUCGUAGUUGGUUCCAUGCUUGGUGCUAUUGCAAUUGGAGCUGGAGGUUACAUGGCCCACAGAAAGAGAAAACAAAAUAUUGAAAUGAAAAAGAAAAUGGUUCAAAUGGAUAUAAAUAGUUAA
Molecule: messenger RNA, 6231 nt
Organism: Heterostelium album PN500
Lineage: Eukaryota; Evosea; Eumycetozoa; Acytosteliales; Acytosteliaceae
Gene: tgrC2
Product: IPT/TIG domain-containing protein
Exons: 3
Coding region: 1-6231 (2076 amino acids)
Source: RefSeq, a predicted model, not a curated record